Vitis riparia (riverbank grape) is the source of this 744-nucleotide messenger RNA. Its product is annotated as monothiol glutaredoxin-S2. NCBI's taxonomy places the organism in Eukaryota, Viridiplantae, Streptophyta, Magnoliopsida, Vitales, Vitaceae. The record is from RefSeq and is a predicted model, not a curated record. The transcript has a single exon. Bases 152 to 463 code for a protein of 103 amino acids.
CAAGUGUCUCCACCACUACUCUACAAGGCUCACAUUUCUCCCAAAUCUUUUCUCUUCAGUCUUGUUGAUCCAUUACUUCUCAAUUGCCUACUCUUCCUUCCAUUUUACACACCCCUUGGCACAUUUUCUUGGAUUGAGAGUAAGUAGUGCAAUGGAGAGGGCAGUGGCAAGGUUGGCAUCAGAGAGGCCAGUGGUGAUAUUCAGCAAGAGCUCAUGCUGCAUGUGCCACACCAUCAAGACCCUUUUCUCGGACUUUGGAGUUAACCCGGCCGUCCACGAGCUGGAUGAAAUGCCGAGAGGGCGUGAAAUUGAGCAGGCCUUGGGCAGGCUCGGGUGCAACCCCACGGUGCCAACAGUGUUCAUUGGUGGUGAACGGGUGGGUGGAACCAAUGAGAUCAUGACCCUUCACCUCAAUAGAUCCUUAAUCCCCAUGCUCAAGAGGGCUGGUGCCUUAUGGGUCUGAACCAUAACUCUCUAAUUAUCACCAUAAUAAUGUCAUCUUACUUCAAGUUAUAAGAUGAGAUGAACCCCUAUCGUACGAGGCAGCAUAUAGUGUGACUGUUUUGUAUAAUACUAUAUGUACUACUAAUAAACACUCUAUAUCCUAUAUAUAUAUAUAUAUAUAUAUAUAUAUGUACUGCUCACUUUUUUGGUACUGUGAUGUAAUAUUGUAAUGUAAUGUAAGGAAAGGUAAGGUAAUCUCUCCUUCUGGUUUUGGCUAAUAAAGUUGCACUUUUCGUUUAA